AUGGCCCGUGCGUACCCUCUGUCUCUUCAGGACUCUGUGGAGGGACUCACCAAGCUGACGCAGAAGGGGUACAGCCAGGAUGAGAUCGCCAAGCUGUGGGUGCAGCAGGCGCUGAGCGAUGGCUCCUUGGCUGCCUUUGUGUCCAAAGUACCUCAACAGUUCCAGAUUGUGUCUGCUUACCUGGCGGACGCUGUGAUGUGUGACAGCCUUGGCCGGCUGGAGCUCCAGUCGCUAGUGGCAGACUUGAAGGGUGUGACGCCACCUGUCCUUUCGCCGCGCGUGGGUUCGGGGGCACUGCCAGAGAUUGGUGGCCCCAUACAUGAGGGCUUGGGGCCAGGCUUUGAAGGGCCCAUUCACCAUGUGGAGGUUGCUCUCAGUGUGGAGGAUGCGGAACAGGCAGGAUGUGGGGUUCCCAGAGUAGUGAUGUCAAUCAAGGUGCAUGAAAUGGCCAUGCAUGGAGCGACACUUGGGCCAUCUCCCUUUGGUGACCAUGUCAGGGGUCCUGAUGCAGCACUGGACGUGUGGGAGGCCAGCUCUGCAAAUUCUG
Ostreobium quekettii is the source of this 547-nucleotide messenger RNA. Lineage: Eukaryota; Viridiplantae; Chlorophyta; Ulvophyceae; Bryopsidales; Ostreobiaceae. The record is from the annotation of a GenBank genome assembly.